UCUCUACUCGAGUAGCUAGAGCUCCCCUUUUUUGCUCCAACGCGGCCCAACGCGGCCAAAGGAUAUCCUCCUCGAGAACCUCGAGAACUCUGGGGGGAGCGCCUCGCUGAACAGCGGCACGCCCCUUGCGCAUCCUCUGAAACUUCCGCGAUGGCUUCUAAGGUUGACCCCGAGCUCACCACGCCCACUGACUGGGCGGAAGGCCUUCCCGCCGAGGUCCUCGCCCACUUGCUCGAGCGCGUCUCGCUGCGCACGCUCGCGGGCUCGUGUGCCGCGGUGUGCACCUCGUGGCGGCAGGCCUGCGAUGACGAGGCUUUCUGGUGCGAGCUCUGCCGCCGGGUGUGGCGCGUGCAUGCGCGUCCGCCUGCGCGCUCGAAGCUGAUCUUCCGGACGUGCCUCGCGGAGUACACAUCGAUGACGGCGCAAAGGAUGUACUCGGAGCCGACGUGGCUGCGCACUGUGGACGCGUCGGAGGUGACGCCGCCGCGGACGGCGCUGGACUACUACAAGACAGGUCAUGUAUACGAAGCGGCGGUCGAGCAGCAGGUCGAGCGAGACUUCGAGGCGCUGUCCGCGGCGGAGCGCGCCCCCUUCGAGGCGAAGGAGUCGGCGGACCUGCAGCGGCACGGGACGGAAUGGAGGGCGGCGAGGCAGGGCAACACAUUCGCGUGGACGGGCGACGGCUCCCAGAGCGAGGGCGACCAAACGGUCGGCGUCGCCAUCGGGGGCAGCGGCCCUCGCCGCUGGCCGCACUGGCACGUGACGUCUCCUUCGGGCUUCGAGGUGAUGUACUACGAGGUCGAGGUGGUCGAUCCGGGCGAGCACGGCUACAUCGCAGUCGGAUGGGCGCAGGCGGGCUUCGAGCGCAAGUGCAAGCAGCCCGGCUGGACUGGCUCGUCGUUUGGCUAUCACGGCGACGACGGCGGCGCCUACAGCGGCUCCGGCUUCCCGCGCCGCUUCGGCCCAAAGUUCAACCGCGCGGGCGCUGUCGUCGGGACGGGCCUCAUUCGCCCUCUUGGAUCGGGGGCGGUGGCGCCAAAGAUCUUCUUCACGCUCGACGGCGAGCUGGUCGGCACGCCCUUCUCGACCGACGAGGCGGACGAGGGCGCAAAGCCCCUCGCCGGCGCAGAGCGGCGGCUCCGCCCGUGCGUCGGGCUGCACUCGGCGGGCGAGCGGGUGCGCAUCAACUGGGGCGGCUCGGCGGCGGCCCUUCUCGAGGCGGCGCCGCUCCAGCCUCCGGACGCGUUCCGCUUCGACCUCGCCGCGUACAUCUCCGCCCUCUGGCCGAGCGGCAGGCUGCCGGCGGAGGGGAGCGGCGAGGGGCGGGUGUGGAAGGCGAUCGCCGCGCCGCCGCCGUCGACGUCGUCCCUGCCGCGCGCGCUGCUUCCGAUGCUCGACAUGCUGCCGUGGGCCGUGCAGGCCAUCUUCGUGCUCGUGCUCAAGGCGGAGCCCUCCGUCGACGAGCUGGACGAGCUCCGCCACUUCGCCGCGAUGCACUUUGGCGGCGAGGACGGCACACUGCACCCCUCGUGGGGCGCGCGGACGGUGCGCGAGCUGCCCGUCGACGCGCUGCGCCACUUGGUGCGCAUGCUCAUCGAGCACACGGCGCAGUUGCGGGAGGAUGAGGACGACGACGACGACGACGACGAGGAGGAGGAGGAGGAGGAGGACGAGGGCGAGGGCGAAGAUGAGUAGAUCGACCUUUGCCUUUGGUUGAGGAGGACACUUAUCAGUCAAGCCGAAGUUGUUUUUUGUUGUGCGGUGGUGGAGGCGAGAAUUCUUUUGUUCACCUAGUAUUUGUUCUUUCCUCGC
Emiliania huxleyi CCMP1516 is the source of this 1812-nucleotide messenger RNA. RefSeq lists its product as hypothetical. Gene Ontology annotation, molecular function: protein binding. The record is from RefSeq and is a predicted model, not a curated record. The coding region runs from base 151 to 1695 and encodes 514 amino acids. NCBI's taxonomy places the organism in Eukaryota, Haptophyta, Isochrysidales, Noelaerhabdaceae. The transcript has 3 exons.